AACAAGGUUUCACCAACCGUCAAUUCUGAGAGCUCUGAAGCUAAUAUAUUGUAUUGGAAAUUAAACAAUGAUGUAUGUUGGUGCUUGGAAAACUUGGAUACAAUGAUGGAAAAGAAAGAAAAAACUUACCUUCAAAUGGUUGCUAAAAAGGUGUUUG
Molecule: messenger RNA, 157 nt
Organism: Cetraspora pellucida
Lineage: Eukaryota; Fungi; Glomeromycota; Glomeromycetes; Diversisporales; Gigasporaceae
Source: the annotation of a GenBank genome assembly